Xiphophorus couchianus (Monterrey platyfish) is the source of this 1197-nucleotide messenger RNA. RefSeq names its product collagen alpha-1(VIII) chain-like. NCBI's taxonomy places the organism in Eukaryota, Metazoa, Chordata, Actinopteri, Cyprinodontiformes, Poeciliidae. The transcript has 3 exons. The coding region runs from base 13 to 699 and encodes 228 amino acids. The record is from RefSeq and is a predicted model, not a curated record. Gene Ontology annotation, molecular function: protein binding.
GACAGUAUCAACAUGAAUUUCACUAUUUGGAUGUUGGUGUUGUUCUGUGGUCUAACUUUGGCCCAGAAUGAUGUUAAUGAAACAGAAAUCUCUGGUGAAACAAAGUUAUGUUUUCCUGAAAUGUCACUCUUGCUCCUAGAGCUCGGUGCUGUGAAAGCAAAAUUAGAAGCUGUGGAAAUAAAACUGGAAGAGACCGAAAGCCAGGUUCUGGUUCUCAACAAGAUAGGUAAAUCCUUGGAAACAAAACUGAAAGAAACCGAAAACCAGGUUUUGGUGCUUCAGGAGAAAGAAGCUUUCAAGAUAGUUUUCAGUGCUGGGAUACUUGGGAAUGCAGCCAUUGGACCCUUCACCACAUCAAAAACCUUGAACUACACAAGAGUCAUAACAAAUUUGGGCAAUGCCUACAACCAGCACACAGGUAUCUUUGUUGCACCUGUUAGAGGCAUGUACUACUUCUCCUUCUUCUAUCAUGCUGGUGGAGGACAUCCAGUGGUUCUGUUUCUCAUGAAGAACAAUCAGGUUGUUGUGGAGUGCACUGAUCAUCAGACAUCUCAUGAUGCAGCUGAUAAUGGAGGGAAUGCUGCCUUCUUGGAGCUGCAGCAGGGAGACCAGGUCUACGUCCAGCUGGAGGCAAACUGUGAAGUUUGGGGAGACAGCUACACAACUACAUUUAGUGGCUUUCUUCUGCAUAAAGUCUGACAAAAGAUUAAACAUUGAUGUGAUCAUUUAAAUGGCUUAAACUUACUGAGUGUCAAUGUCAUGGUUAGUGUUUUUUCUGUUUCUUAAGCAAAAAGCAGUAAAGGCCUUAAUUUGCAGAAAAGAGCAUUUCUAAAAAGAGCAUGAAGGAUAUGAAUGGAAAAAGAAAAUAUACAGUUAUGUAUAUUCUGGAGGCUUUUUUUUCCAGAAUUUUUCACAUUUAAAUAUAAAUCUGGUGGAGAACAUGGACAUUAUGAACAUUAUGGUGUUUCAAUCUGUGUAGAAAUGGAUUUAAGUCUGUCAAUAAAGCUUGAAUUGAUCUGAACAGAAUUUACAGUCAGUCAAUAAAUGAAAAUACGCAUUUCAAUGAGGCUCAUUGUCAGAUUAGAAAAUUAAAAACUUUUAAGCAGCUAAUAAACAUACCUUAAGAUUACAUUUCUGAAUAAUUUUUUGUUCUUGUUGGUCUGAUGUAAUAUUCUAAUUUUAAAUGUCAUGUUUUCA